CAAAUUUACAGAGUAGAUUAAUUGUGUCGACACCGCACCAAUAUAAACUAAACGAAGCCGCCGCACGUUGUUUUAUUGUCUUGUGUUUUGUAAAUGAUGCCCAGAGCUGCAUCUCGGUUGAGGUUUAUGGCCUUUCUCAGGAUAUACUGUAUCUUUUAGUGCUCCCGCCACCGCUAACGACUGAAUACAUACACACACACACACACACACACACACACGAUGAUGAUGUUGAGGAUGUCGAAGUUAUAUAAUAACAUUUCGUCUUUGAAGCUGUUGUCAAAUAAUUUCAAGACUGGGGCGCACGGCAGCAGAGUCACCUUGGUGCAGCAGCUCCUCCAAUGCCGCAGCUUUUCUGACGGCGAACAGACCAGCUUCAGCCACCGAAUGUCGGCAUGGAAUAUCUAUUCUUACGGCUGUGACCAGAUGACCUUGUCCAAAACCACUCGUGUCCCGUCUGUGUUGGACCCUGGAGAUGUGUUGGUCGACGUCCAUGCUGCCAGCGUCAACCCGAUUGAUGUCAUGAUGAGAGAUGGUUACGGUGAAAAACUCAUCAACCUCAUCCGAUGGCAACUUGGCAGCAAGCAUUUUGUUGGUUCUGAAUUUCCGCUCAUUUUGGGACGAGACUUUUCCGGAACUGUUGUCUCCGUUGGAAAGAAUGUGACCAGCUUUCAGCCGGGCGACGAGGUAUGGGGAGUUGUGGGGGCACACAACCAAGGCAGCCACGCCCAGUUUUGUGUGGCAUCAACAAAGGAGCUGUGCCACAAACCCUCCACUCUCACUCACAUUGAGGCUGCUUCUCUGCCUUACGUGGCACUCACAGCUUGGAGUGCCCUGUGUUCUGUUGGAGAAAUCACUCAGCAAAAAGCACCAAACUUGAGAGUCUUUAUUCAAGCUGGUUCUGGUGGAAUUGGAACUUUUGCUGUUCAGCUGAUGUCAGCAUGGGGUGCCCAUGUGACAUCAACAUGCAGUACAGAUGCCAUUGACCUUGUGAGGUCACUUGGAGCCAAUGUGGUCAUCGAUUAUAAAACACAGAAUGAAGAAGACGAACUGAGACAGAUGGAUGGCUUUCACCUUUACCUUGAUGUUCUUGGUAAGAAGCCGUCUCGGAAUGUCUUGAAGAAUUGGUGCAAUGCCAAGUAUGUGACAAUAAAGACGCCAUUCCUUGAAGACACAGACACCCAUGGUGUACCUGCUGGCUUCCUCCGCUCGGCCGGUUCCCUUGGCUGUAACAUUCUCGAGAAUCUAAAGAAUGGACAGAGUUAUCGCUGGGCGUUCUUCAUCCCUGAUUGGAGGGCACUGAGGUGUAUUGGUCAGCUGGUGGACAACGGUCAGAUCAAACCAGUCAUCGACAAGGUGUUUCCCUUUCAUCAACUGCCUCACGCCUACAACCAUGUCGAGGCCGGACACAGUCGAGGUAAAACAGUCAUUGAUGUAAAGUGUACAGAGUAACAGCACCAACGCCCAGUGCAGGGAUUGAUCCGAUGCCCUAUAGAACCGACGUUGAGGAUGAUGUUGUUGUUAUUGUUGAUAUUUAGCUGAAACCUUUUUUUUCCUUUUUUUUUUAUUAAAUUUCUUUUUAAAUAAAAUCAAAAUUAUUUUUA
Octopus bimaculoides (California two-spot octopus) is the source of this 1601-nucleotide messenger RNA. Its product is annotated as NAD(P)H oxidoreductase RTN4IP1, mitochondrial. NCBI's taxonomy places the organism in Eukaryota, Metazoa, Mollusca, Cephalopoda, Octopoda, Octopodidae. The record is from RefSeq and is a predicted model, not a curated record. Gene Ontology annotation, molecular function: oxidoreductase activity. Gene Ontology annotation, cellular component: mitochondrion.